ACUUCAUUUCAAUAAUGCAAAGGCUGUGGCGUGAGAUUGAAGCCAAUGUUUGUGCUUGUGCGUGAUUUUCAAGUCCACACCCUCUCCUAUAGCAAACUUUAUAAGGUCCCUCUCUAACACCAUGCAUCCUCACCCCUUCACCUUCAUCAUUCACCACCCUUUCAUUCAUUAAGAUUAUUCAUGGCUCUACCACAGCAACAAACGGUUGAGUAUCCAAGUUUCAAGCUUGUCAUCGUAGGCGAUGGAGGAACUGGAAAAACAACUUUUGUGAAGAGACACCUAACUGGGGAGUUUGAGAAGAAAUAUGAACCAACUAUAGGUGUGGAGGUUCAUCCACUAGACUUCAAUACCAACUGUGGAAGAAUUCGCUUUUAUUGCUGGGACACUGCUGGUCAAGAAAAAUUUGGUGGUCUUAGAGAUGGUUACUAUAUUCAUGGGCAGUGUGCUAUCAUUAUGUUUGAUGUAACAGCUCGGUUGACAUACAAGAAUGUUCCUACAUGGCACAGAGAUCUCUGUCGGGUGUGUGAGAACAUACCAAUUGUUCUCUGUGGAAACAAGGUUGAUGUGAAGAAUAGACAGGUUAAAGCAAAGCAGGUUACAUUUCACAGGAAAAAGAAUCUGCAGUACUAUGAGAUAUCUGCAAAGAGUAACUACAAUUUCGAGAAACCUUUCUUAUACCUUGCCAAGAAACUUGCAGGGGACCCUGGCCUACAUUUUGUUGAGAUGCCUGCUCUUGCUCCCCCGGACGUAGUCAUUGAUCUAGCUACACAGCAAUUGAAUGAACAAGAGCUAGUUAUGGCGGCUGCUCAGCCUCUUCCUGAUGACGAUGAUGAUACAUUUGAGUAAACUUUUGGGCAUUUCAGAAUUUUCCUGAUAAAAAAAAAAGAUGUAUUUUUCAUCUGCUUUUGGUGCAUUGUAUUAUUGGGGAAUUUUCAACAAGUUAGAGUAAAGGUAGGGGUCUGUUCAGCACGGACAUAAGCAGUAUUUCUUAGUUUUGUUCCCACAGUUGUGCUGUGUGUAAUAGUAAUCAAUUGACUUCUUGGGUCAUUAAACUUUUAAAUGAUGUCAUACAGAGUACAUUCCCCUUGCUAAUUUUGUGCACAUGUGCGCGUGGAUGAAAUGGACCUCAUCAACCAUAUCUCACGGUAGUUAGUACAUUCACAUGUCCAGAUCAAUUGAAUUAAAUGUUAAAAUUGAUAUGGAUAAAUGAAUGUACUAAAUACCAUCGAUGAUUUUACUUUUAUUAGAGCUAUAAUCACUGGUUUUCAUGCCAAUCUUGUUGGGGCAAAAAAAAAAAUGCAUAAUGUAUUAUACUACUACUAUUAUUAUAUGUAGCUUGU
Molecule: messenger RNA, 1340 nt
Organism: Abrus precatorius (Indian licorice)
Lineage: Eukaryota; Viridiplantae; Streptophyta; Magnoliopsida; Fabales; Fabaceae
Product: GTP-binding nuclear protein Ran-3-like
Exons: 8
Coding region: 181-846 (221 amino acids)
Biological process (GO): ribosomal subunit export from nucleus; protein import into nucleus
Cellular component (GO): cytoplasm; nucleus
Molecular function (GO): GTPase activity; GTP binding
Source: RefSeq, a predicted model, not a curated record